Cucurbita maxima (winter squash) is the source of this 1649-nucleotide messenger RNA. Its product is annotated as protein PIN-LIKES 2-like. The record is from RefSeq and is a predicted model, not a curated record. Gene Ontology annotation, cellular component: membrane. NCBI's taxonomy places the organism in Eukaryota, Viridiplantae, Streptophyta, Magnoliopsida, Cucurbitales, Cucurbitaceae. Gene Ontology annotation, biological process: endoplasmic reticulum to cytosol auxin transport. Bases 145 to 1560 code for a protein of 471 amino acids. The transcript has 3 exons.
UGAAUUAAGAACUUCGGCCAGGCUUGCCUUGCCAUUCGAUUCAUUACUACCAACCUCGUUGGUAAGCUUCGUCUGCGAUCUCUUGCUUCCCUCUGACAUUCUCUCUCGCGCUCGCUACAAAAAGAAACUUUCGUCCUUCCUGUUAUGCCGGAAGAAAGGAUGGGAUACUUCAGAUUACUUUAUGAAACGGGCAUCGAGUUUAGUGAAGAAGACCUACUUGCUGCAAUUGUGCCGUUAAUGAAGCUUCUCUGCCUCGCAGUAAUUGGAUUGAUUCUUGCUCAUCCAAAGACAAAAAUCAUCCCAAAAGAAACAUUUAGCCUGCUUUGCAAACUUGUUUUUGCCUUGUUCUUGCCCUGCCUGAUUUUUACUGAACUAGGCCAAAGUAUUACGCUCGAAAGUUUGACUCAGUGGUGGUUUAUCCCGGUAAAUGUGCUACUCAGCACGGCUAUCGGCUGUGCUCUUGGGUAUUUAGUGGUUGCUCUAUGUCAUCCACCCCCUGAGUUUAAUAGAUUGACUCUUGUUAUGACAGCAUUUGGUAAUACAGGAAACCUCGCUCUUGCAGUUGUGGGGUCAGUUUGCCACACUGCAGAUAACCCUUUUGGACCAAAUUGUCACUCUAGUGGGGUGACUUACGUCUCACUUGCUCAAUGGGUUUCGGUGAUUCUGGCCUAUACCCUCGUUUAUCACAUGAUGAAACCUCCACCGGAGUGCAAUGUAGUUUUAGAUGAAGGCAUUGAAAUUGAAGAAGAACGAGCUGAUAAUGAUUUGGGCAGGCCUCUCCUUGCAGAAGCUGAAUGGCCAAGCAUUGAGGGCAAAGAAACAGAACAUUCCGUGACAUCCUUCAUCCCUAGAAUUCUCAAUAGCAUUUCAAUUACACCGCAGACCACUUCUACUGAUAUCGAAAGCUCAGGAGGCGGCGAUUGUACUGACAAUCCCAAGCCUAAUGAUAUCGAACUUGCAGGGGACAACAGGACUAACAGUCCCAAAUCCACAGAGUUCUUGGCUGGGCCGAGAGUACUGAGGAGGCUGAGCCAUCUUGCUGAGCAAACUCCAAUACAGCACAUCCUUCAACCCCCAACAAUUUCUUUUCUAGCAGCCAUCAUUAUUGGGCUAAUUCCACCACUGAAAUCACUCUUCUUUGACUAUAAUGCUCCAUUAUCAGUUGUCAAAGACAGUCUAGAAAUUCUAGCCCGUGCUACCGUGCCUUCUGUUAUGCUCAUUCUUGGGGGCUUGCUUGCAGAAUGCUCAAACACAUCUACACUAGGCCAUCGAACCACAAUCGGUAUAAUCACAGCAAGGCUCUUGGUCCUCCCCGUGUUGGGAAUUGGGAUGGUCUUGUUGGCUGAUAAACUGAAUUUUCUUGUUUCUGGGGAUCAAAUGUACAGAUUUGUGCUUCUGUUGCAAUACACUACCCCAAGUGCUAUUUUAUUGGGAGCACUAGCCAGCUUGGGAGGAUAUGCAAUUAGGAUUCAUGCCUUACUCCUGAUGAUGUCUGUUGAAAGCCUGAUGGAUAUUUUCUUGCGCCAUUGCUUAUCCUGUGCUCGUGUUCAAACAAAUUGACACUGAUUGUUUAUUUGUAAGUUUUCCUCCUCCCUUGCUGCUGUAUGAACUGUUCAGAUGAAUAAGAUUUGAGUAACUUUUGAAACAAA